GGGGGUGUGGCUACACGGCUUCGUCUUCCUCACAGCCACACGGGAAACUCUUGGAGCCACCAAGCUGCUCCAAAGUUUCCUAUAAACUUCCUGUAAAGUUAUUCUAAAGUUUCCUAUAAAGUUGCUCUGCGGUUUCCUAUAAAGUUGCUUUACGGUUUCCUGUGAAGUUGAGCUGCCUGCCUUGAGGACUUCAGCAGAGAGCUGGUCUGAGGAUCUACUGGACUGGACCGGACAAGGCUGCAUGCUUAAUGGUGGUUGGACUGUUCUGGACUAGGGUGCUUGGAGUACUGUUCUGAACUAGGGUGUUUGGAGUACCGUUCUGAACUAGGGUGUUUGGAAUACUAAGGUGCUAGGGUGCUGGGGGCUUGGAGGCAUGGAUCUAGACUGGGGGGCUACAGACUCCCCCUACCCAGGGGGUCCCGACCAGGCAACGCUCAACUAUAACCUGCUGGAGGGACGCUUCAAACAGCUACAAGAUGAGCGGGAGGCGGUCCAGAAGAAGACCUUCCUUAAGUGGGUGAACUCUCACCUGUCGAGGGUCUCAUGCCGCAUCAGUGACCUCUACCUGGACCUCCGCGAUGGACGCUCCCUCAUCAAACUCCUGGAGGUUCUGUCCGGGGAGAGGCUGCCCAAGCCCACUAAGGGGCGCAUGCGGAUCCACUGCCUGGAGAACGUGGACAAGGCACUGCAGUUCCUGAAGGAGCAGCGGGUCCAUCUGGAGAACAUGGGCUCCCACGACAUCGUCGACGGCAACCACCGCCUCACGCUGGGCCUCAUCUGGACCAUCAUCCUCCGCUUCCAGAUCCAAGACAUCCGCGUGGAGACAGAAGACAACAAGGAGAAGAGAUCCGCUAAGGACGCUCUGCUGCUCUGGUGCCAGAUGAAGACUGCUGGAUAUCCAAACGUCAACAUCCACAACUUCUCCACCAGCUGGCGUGAUGGAAUGGCCUUCAACGCCCUCAUUCAUAAACACAGACCGGACCUGAUAGACUUUGACAGACUGAAGAAGUCCAACGCCCACCACAACCUGCAGAACGCCUUCAACCUGGCGGAGCAGCACCUGGGCAUCACCAAGCUGCUGGACGCCGAGGACAUCAGCGUUGACCACCCAGACGAGAAGUCGGUCAUCACCUACGUUGUCACCUACUACCACUACUUCUCAAAGAUGAAGGCCCUGAAGGUCGAGGGGAAACGCAUCGGAAAGGUGCUGGACAACGCUCUGGAGUCCCAGAAGCUGAUCGACAAGUAUGAGUCUCUGUCCUCCGACCUGCUGGAGUGGAUCGAACAGACCAUAAUAAUCCUCAACAACCGCAAGUUCGCCAACUCUCUGACCGGUGUCCAGCAGCAACUACAGGCCUUCAACUCCUACCGGACGGUGGAGAAGCCCCCCAAGUUCACAGAGAAGGGGAACUUGGAGGUCCUUCUGUUCACCAUCCAGAGCCGGAUGAGGGCCAACAACCAGAAGGUGUACACCCCCCGCGAGGGCAAGCUCAUCUCUGACAUCAACAAGGCCUGGGAGCGUCUGGAGAAGGCGGAGCACGAGCGCGAGCUGGCUCUGAGGACGGAGCUGAUUCGCCAGGAGAAACUGGAGCAGCUGGCGAGACGCUUCGACCGCAAGGCGGCCAUGAGGGAGACCUGGCUGAGUGAGAACCAGAGACUAGUGUCACAGGAUAACUUUGGCGUGGACCUGCAGGCGGUGGAGGCCGCCACCAAGAAGCACGAGGCCAUCGAGACGGACAUCGCCGCGUACGAGGAGCGCGUGCAGGCGGUGGUGUCCGUGGCGCGGGAGCUGGAGGCGGAGUCGUACCACGACAUCAAGCGCGUGACGGCCAGGAAGGACAACGUGCUGCGGCUGUGGGAGUACCUGCUAGAGCUGCUGAAGGCGCGCCGGCAGCGGCUGGAGCUCACCCUGGGCCUGCAGCACGUCUUCCAGGAGAUGCUGCACAUCAUGGACUGGAUGGACGAGAUGAAGAUGUUGCUGCUGUCCCAGGACUACGGGAAACACCUGCUGGGGGUGGAGGACCUUCUGCAGAAACACAGUCUGGUGGAGGCAGACAUCUCCAUCCAGUCCGACCGCGUCAAGGCAGUCAACUCCACCGCUCACAAGUUCUCCAUCACUGGAGACGGCUACAAGCCCUGCGACCCCCAGGUCAUCCAGGACCGCGUGGCCCACAUGGAGUUCUGCUACCAGGAGCUCAGCCAGCUGGCCGGGGAGCGACGCUGCCGUCUGGAGGAGUCGCGGCGCCUGUGGAGGUUCUUCUGGGAGAUGGCGGAGGAGGAGGGCUGGAUCCGGGAGAAGGAGCAGAUCCUGUCGUCGUCGGAGCGUGGCAAGGACCUGACGGGGGCGCUGCGCCUGCUCCGGCAGCACCGCGCCCUGGAGGACGAGAUGGCGGGCCGCUGGGCCCACCUCCAGCAGGGCCUGGCCGAGGGCCACCGGAUGGUCGACGAGGGCCACUUCGCCGCCGCCAAGAUCGGGGAGCGCGCCGCGGACCUCCGGGCGCAGUGGGCGGCGCUGCAGGCGCUGGCGGCCGAGCGCCGCCGGCGCCUGGACGAGGCGCUGGCCAUGCACCAGUUCCAGACGGACGCCGACGACGUGGACGCCUGGACGCUGGACGCGCUGCGCAUCGUGUCCAGCGGCGAGACGGGCCACGACGAGUUCUCCACGCUGGCGCUCGUCCGCAAGCACAAGGACGCGGCGGCCGAGGUGGACGGCUACCGGCCCGUCAUCGACGCCCUGCACGAGGCGGCGGCGGCGCUGCCCAGCGAGGAGGCGGGGUCGGACGAGGUGCGCGGCCGCCUGGCGGGCAUGGAGGAGCGCUACCGGGAGGUGGUGGAGCUGACGCGGCUCAGGAAGCAGGCGCUGCAGGACGCCCUGGCGCUCUACAAGAUGGUGAGCGAGGCGGAGGCCUGCGAGGCCUGGAUCCAGGAGAAGGAGCAGUGGCUGGUCAGCAUGGAGAUCCCCGAGAGGCUGGAGGACCUGGAGGUGGUGCAGCACAGGUUUGAGAGCCUGGAGCCAGAGAUGAACAGCCAGGCAUCGCGCGUUGCCGUGGUCAACCAGAUCGCUAGGCAACUGAUCCACAACGGACAUCCCGGCGAGAAGGACAUCAAGGCCCAGCAGGACCAGCUGAACAACCGGUGGAGCCAGUUCAGGGACCUGGUGGACCAGAAGAAGGAAUCCCUGAACUCAGCCCUGGGCGUCCAGAACUACCACCUGGACUGUAACGAGACCAAAUCCUGGAUCAGGGAGAAGACCAAGGUGAUCGAGUCCACCCAGGAGCUGGGGAACGACCUGGCCGGGGUGAUGGCCCUUCAGAGGAAGCUGACGGGGAUGGAGCGAGACCUGGCCGCCAUCGAGGACAAGCUGGCCGGCCUGGGGAAGGAGGCGGAGCUUCUGGCGGAGCAGCACCCGGAGCAGGCGGGCGCCAUCAGGGGGCGCCUGGUGGAGAUCUCCUCCGUCUGGGACGAGAUGAAGGAAACUCUGAAGACCAGGGAGGAGUCUCUGGGCGAGGCGAGCAAGCUGCAGCAGUUCCUGCGCGAGCUGGACGACUUCCAGUCGUGGCUGUCGCGCACGCAGACGGCCAUCGCCUCGGAGGACAUGCCCAACACGCUGGGCGAGGCGGAGAAGCUGCUGGCGCAGCACGAGGGCAUCAAGAACGAGAUCCGCAACUACGAGGAGGACUACCAGAAGAUGAGGGACAUGGGCGAGAUGGUGACGCAGGGGCAGACGGACGCCCAGUACAUGUUCCUCCGCCAGAGGCUGCAGGCGCUGGACACCGGCUGGAACGAGCUGCACAAGAUGUGGGAGAACCGGCAGAACCUGCUGUCCCAGUCGCACUCGUACCAGCUGUUCCUCCGAGACACCAAGCAGGCCGAGGCCUUCCUCAACAACCAGGAGUACGUCCUGGCCCACACGGAGAUGCCCAGCACGCUGCAGGCGGCUGAGGCCUCCAUCAAGAGGCAGGAGGACUUCAUGACCACCAUGGACGCCAACGAGGAGAAGAUCGUGGGCGUGGUCGAGGCCGGACGCCGCCUCGCCAGCGACGGCAACAUCAACGCCGAGCGCAUCCAGGAGAGAGUGGCCUCCAUCGACGAGAGGCACAAGAAGAACCGCGAGGUGGCGGUGGAUCUGCUGAUGAGACUGAAGGACAACAGAGACCUGCAGAAGUUCCUCCAGGACGGGCAGGAGCUGUCUCUGUGGGUGAACGAGAAGAUGCUGACGGCCCAGGACCUGACCUACGACGAGGCCAGGAACCUCCACAGCAAGUGGCUCAAACACCAGGCCUUCAUGGCCGAGCUACAGGCCAACAAGGAGUGGCUGGAGAAGAUAGAGAAGGACGGUAAGCUGCUGGUUUCUGAAAAGCCGGAGACUGAGGCGGUGGUCCAGGAGCAGCUGGGCACCCUGCAGACCAUGUGGGCGGAGCUGGAGUCCACCACCCAGACCAAGGCCCAGUGUUUGUUUGACGCCAACAAGGCGGAGCUCUUCACCCAGAGCUGUACGGACCUGGACAAGUGGAUGGGCGGCCUGGAGGGACAGAUCCAGUCUGACGACUACGGCAAAGACCUCACCUCCGUCAACAUCCUGCUGAAGAAGCAGCAGAUGCUGGAGUCACAGGUGGAGGUUCGCCAGAGGGAGGUGUUGGAGCUGCAGACGCAGGUGACUGCGCUGGGCCAGGAGGGCAACGACAUGGUGGAGGUGGACGGGAGACGGCAGCUGGUGGCCAAGAAGUUCCAGGACCUGCUGGACCCUCUCAGGAAGAGGAAGGACUUCCUGGUGGCGUCGCGAGAGGUUCACCAGUUCAACAGGGACAUGGAGGAUGAGAUCCUGUGGAUGGAGGAGAGGAUGCCUCUCGCUACGUCUACUGACCACGGACACAACCUGCAGACGGUCCAACUGCUCAUCAAGAAGAACCAGACCCUGCAGAAGGAGCUCCAGGGUCACCAGCCGCGCAUCGAUGACAUCAUGGAGCGCAGCCGGAGCCUCCUGCAGGAGGAGUCCUCUGAAGGGGGCGUCCCCCAGCGGCUGAAGGAGCUGCAGGAGCUGUGGCGCCUCCUGCUGGAGGAGGUGGGUCGCCGUGACGACCGGCUCGGCCACGCCCACCAGGCCCAGCAGUACUACUUCGACGCGGCCGAGGCGGAGGCCUGGAUGAGCGAACAGGAGCUCUACAUGAUGUCCGAGGAGAAGGCCAAGGAUGAGCAGAGCUCGGUUGCCAUGGUGAAGAAGCACCAGAUCGUGGAGCAGGCGGUGGAGGACUACGCAGACACGGUCCACCUGCUGUCCCAGACCAGCAGGGGCCUGGUGGCCCAGGGACACCCCGAGAGUGAGCGUAUGGGCAUGCGUCAGUCCCAGGUGGACAAGCUGUACGCGGGGCUGAAGGACCUGUCCGAGGAGCGGCGGGGGAAGCUGGACGAGCGCUUCCGCCUCUUCCAGCUGAACCGCGAGGUGGACGACCUGGAGCAGUGGGUCGCCGAGAGAGAGGUGGUCGCCGGCUCCCACGAGCUGGGCCAGGACUACGAGCACGUCACCAUGCUGCAGGAGCGUUUCCGGGAGUUCGCCCGGGACACGGGCACGAUCGGCCAGGAGCGCGUGGACGCGGUGAACCGGCAGGCGGACGAGCUGAUCAACGGCGGGCACGGCGACGCGGCCACGGUGGCGGAGUGGAAGGACGGGCUGAACGAGGCCUGGGCCGACCUGCUGGAGCUCAUCGACACGCGCACGCAGAUCCUCGCCGCCUCCUUCGAGCUGCACAAGUUCUACCACGACGCCAAGGAGAUCCUGGGCCGCAUCCUGGACAAGCACAAGAAGCUGCCCGAGGAGCUGGGCCGCGACCAGAACACCGUGGAGACUCUGCAGAGGAUGCACAGCACCUUCCAGCACGACAUCCAGGCCCUGGGGACGCAGGUGCGCCAGCUGCAAGAGGACGCGGUGCGCCUCCAGUCCGCCUACGCCGGAGACAAGGCUGACGACAUCCAGCGGCGCGAGGGGGAGGUGCUAGAGGCCUGGAGCAGCCUAUUGGAGGCCUGCGACGGCCGAAGGCUCCGCCUCCUAGACACGGGGGACAAGUUCCGCUUCUUCAGCCUGGUCCGAGACCUCCUGCUGUGGAUGGAGGGCGUCAUCAGGCUGAUCGAGAACCAGGAGAACCCCAAGGAUGUCUCCUCGGUGGAGCUGCUGAUGAACAACCACCAGGGCAUCAAGGCGGAGAUUGACGCACGUAACGACAGCUUCACCUCCUGCAUCGAGCUGGGCAAGGCCCUGCUAGCCCGCAAGCACUACGCCUCCGAGGAGAUCAAAGAAAAGUUGCUGCAGUUGACAGACAAGAGGAAGGAUAUGAUUGACAAGUGGGAGGACCGAUGGGAAUGGUUGAGACUGAUUCUGGAGGUGCACCAGUUCUCGCGGGACGCAGGUGUGGCGGAGGCGUGGCUGCUGGGCCAGGAGCCCUACCUGUCGGGCCGGGAGGUGGGCCAGAGCGUGGACGAGGUGGAGAAGCUCAUCAAGAGGCACGAGGCCUUCGAGAAGUCGGCCGCCACCUGGGAGGAGCGCUUCUCCGCCCUCGAGAGGCUGACCACGAUGGAGUUGUUGGAAGUAAGGAGACUGCAGGAGGAAGAGGAGAGGCUGAGGAGACCCCCUACUCCAGAGCCUGUCGUGGAAGAACCACUACAGAGGGAAGGGGAGCAGAUCUCCCAGAACGGAAUGCCCUCUGACCAGGAGUCGCCCAGGGAUGCCGUGGAUGCUGGUAGUCUGGUGAACGGAGUGGCCGAGAGGAGUUCCAAAGAGCCUAGCCCAACGCCCUCCCCCACCUCCGGGAGGAGACCUAAAGGCAGCCAAUCAUCUACUUUGCCCUCCAGGAACCAGGAGGCCUCAACCAAUCAAAUGGAAGGAUUCCUACAUCGCAAGCAUGAAUGGGAGGCGCCAAACAAGAAGGCCUCCAACAGGUCCUGGCAUAACGUGUACUGCGUGAUCAACGGUCAAGAGCUGGCGUUCUAUAAAGACAGCAAGAUGGCUGCCCAGGGCGCGUCCUACCACAACCAGGUGCCAGUUAGCCUGCAAGAGGCUGUCUGCGACAUUGCCUCCGAAUACAAGAAGAAGAAACACGUCUUCAAACUUCGACUCACUGAUGGAAAUGAAUAUCUCUUCCAAGCCAAAGACGAAGAGGAGAUGAGCUCAUGGAUCCAGGCCAUAAUGACUGCGGGGUCAGCAGGGCACUCCGAGGCGCCCAGCAGUACCCAGAGCACCCCCGUCUCUGUCCGGGCGCACACCCUGCCCGCCUCCGUCACCAUGACGACCGAGUCCAGUCCGGGGAAGCGUGAGAAGGACAAGGAGAAGGACAAGGAGAAGAGAUUCAGUCUGUUCAGCAAGAAGAAGUAGUAGACUCCUGUUGCUGUCCUACCGCUCUGCCCCUCUACGUUCUCCACGUUCUAUGUCCUCUACGUUCUCUGCCUUCGACGUUCUCUACGUUCUCUGCCUUCUACGUACUCUGUCCUCUACGUUCUCUAUAUUCUGUCUCUAUCCUCUACACUCUCUGUCCUCUACGUGCUCUGUCCUCUACACUAUCCUCUACACUCUCUGUCUCUCUACGUUCUGUAUGUUCUCUACGUUCUCUACCUUCCUUUUCCUUUGGUUCCACCCCCUCUUCCUCUCUGCUGGGUGCUUUGUAGUGUAGGUAGGGGUCUCUGUAGGGGGUCUGAUGGAACAGGUCGGGAUGGUUAGGGGACUCUCUGUAGGGGUUCUUGUGGACCAGGUCUGGGUGGCUAGGGGUCUCUGUAGGGGUCUGGUUAGCCAGGUCUUCAGGACAGACUCCUGUUGGAUGAGUUGUUGUGGGACCUUUUUUCUACCUUCUGAUUUCACUGCAGUUUUAUAUUCCUUAUUAUAUUUCAUCUUCACCAGGAAGUCACAAUAUAAAGAUGUUUUGUGUUUUUUUUAUAUAUUCUAUCAUUUGUUGUAAGACACAUUCCGCUCCUCCUGAAGGAAACUGGACCCAUAGUGAGAUUUGAUAGGUUGUCUGCACUCAACAGCCACCCCUGAUUGGUUGAUAUGAACAGCCAAUAGCGUGAAGGGAAGGGGUGAUACUGGAAGGAUGAUUUAAGCUGAUUUCCCUGCAUGCUAAGCUAGGCUUAAGUAGCUCAAACUACACAAACUAAAUGAAGGAUGUUUCUCUAACUCUCCCUGUCUAGACCAGGAAGGAAAGUCUCAUUUGCUACAUUUGAUUUUUACCUCCACACUUAAUUUUUACGUUGGUAAUGUUUCAUAUUGUAGUACAGAUUGUAAAAGCAAGCGCUGUAUAAUAAUAGACAUUGAAGGAUGGAUGUUCGACGGGAGACCGAUAACUGCAUCCUCCCACUGCUUGCUUGAAGCCUGGCGUGAUGGGGUGUUUUCUGCUCUGUAUAUCUACAUAGUGCUGUCCUGCUCUAGUGUACUGAACCAUACUGACAUCUUAACUGCACAAUCAACACCACUCCAUAGGAAUGAAGAAAACUGCAACGUCUUGGUAUUUUGAGCCAAAUAUAUUCAGAAGUUAAAGCUAGCUUCCUCAUGUAUUAAAUUGCACCUGUAGACUUUGACUAUCUAUCUAUCUAUCUACUAUCUAUCACCACCUCUAUCUCAUUUAAAUAUGUGCGAUGUCAUUAAAAGCUUUGAAACGUU
This is a messenger RNA of Gadus macrocephalus (Pacific cod), 8638 nucleotides long. Its product is annotated as spectrin beta chain, non-erythrocytic 1-like. The transcript is spliced from 37 exons. The coding region runs from base 374 to 7363 and encodes 2329 amino acids. Gene Ontology annotation, cellular component: cortical actin cytoskeleton; cell projection; plasma membrane. The record is from RefSeq and is a predicted model, not a curated record. Gene Ontology annotation, molecular function: phospholipid binding; structural constituent of cytoskeleton; actin filament binding. Gene Ontology annotation, biological process: actin cytoskeleton organization; protein localization to plasma membrane. NCBI's taxonomy places the organism in Eukaryota, Metazoa, Chordata, Actinopteri, Gadiformes, Gadidae.